UAGAGCACGGAAGGGAAGUGUUAAUUAUCGUUCACCCGAAGUGCGGUUACCGUGCAAAGAGGUUAAACACUCCCCCGCCUUGUGCACUUUCUUGUCACCCCUCCCCAGCAUGGGCGUGCGUGUAUGAUCUAUUUUGAGCUGGCGGGCGUGCAUAACGGAGUCGUAGCGUUGCGCUGGCCGUCUGGGGAGGCGUAGGUACAGGCCAGGGUUGGCGGGAGAAAGAGAAACUGUGUGUGUGUGGGUGAACAGCUCGGAGAUGUCAGCACAGAGAUUUGUGUUGGCAAACAGGUUGUAUCAUCCGCAGAUCGGAAUGUGUUUGCCUGGCUAGUCUUUGGUCUGAAAAGAAUUCCAGAGCGUGCGCCCGAGUGGAAACUACCCCUACUUCCCCCUCCUAAAAAAAAAAAAAAAAAAAAAAAAAGUGGAUUUGAUCGUUGAGUGAUCGACAGCUUCAAAGCGGUUUCUAGACCCCUGUCAUCGUGUUCAUGUUUCGUGCCCACCUCGUCAGAAGUAUCGACGAACGACGUUGUUAAUCCAGAACAGUUUGUUUAGCUUCCACCGCACGAUUUUCUUGUGUUUUUUGUUGUCUUCUCUCCACUUCCCCUUGGAUGUGGCAGGAUAUUUCAGUCAGGAGCUAUUUUGAAAUUGUUUCUUUUUUCUUCUGUUUUGUUUUAUCCCGGUUUCUAGAGAGUGAAUCUGGCAGCAAGCCACCCGCAGUCCGGGUUACCUGAGUUGAUGCCAGAGACCGGAGUGGAGUAUGAUGUAGAUAAACCUGGGCAGCGCAGGGUCGCUUCUUGAAGCGCAAUGGUUACACAGGUGACAAGUACACAGUGAUCAGUAUCGAUAAGCAAUGACGGCCAGUCGAUCCUGAAAGAGGAUCUGUAGCCGAGAGAGGCGGCAUCACGGAGAACGUUCUUAAGACCCCACACCCAUCUCGACGUUAGUGAGGCUGUAUAGAACACCUGAGGAGUUAAUGCCAUAGAAGAAAAACACUGUGAUGCUGUUUCAUCCGAAAUUUGAGGAAGAGUUCUUUUACUGCAGUCAGGCAUCAGUUGCUUCCCCGUGAAGUGAGAAGGUGCUGGAAUCUAUGCAAAUAUUUCCCGCCCUUUGAGGUGGACAAGCAGAGAGGUGAAGCAUCACUUUCAGUGCUUUGUGUUGGAACCUUACUGAUGCCAGAGAUUUUCUGGAGCUUUUAUGGUCCAUUAUACUGAACUUAAUUAUAAUCUUAUACUCAUUGGACACACAAAUACUUACAAACAUGUGCGCGCACACGCACACAGAGGUUUAGGAUGUAUGAUUUGGCAGUAGGAGAAGCAACAGAGAUUUUUAUACCUGGACAAAUAAACUUUUAGGAAACUAUGGUCUCACACAAAGAUGAAAUGAAAGGAGCACAUUGAAUUGUGACUUUCAACAAAACAAUUCUACAUGGACCAAAGCAAAGUAAAAGUGUCUGUCAAGACUUGACUCUUUAAAGGCAGUGAUGACCGUAAGUGGUCACUGAUGUAGGAAGUGUAUGGCUGUAACAAAGAUAUUACUAUAUCUACUGAACAAGAGAAUCGAGCUUGACAAUGUGGUCUGAAGGGGAGAGACUGAACACACCUCUUGUCAUUCGAAGAGCCAGCAGCUGGCGGGAGCUAGGGGCAAACACUAGUAGUUUCGGUGUCCCAGUUGACCCAAACUGGACCACCAAUAGCUAUGGCACCGAAUAUGGCAACACCACUGCUAGCGGGCAGUUCCGGCAAAUUGGGGAGCAACCCAUCUUUUCCACCAAGGCACAUGUAUUCCAGAUUGACCCAGAGACUAAAAAAAACUGGAUUCCUGCCAGCAAAGUGGCUGUCAGUGUUUCCUAUUAUUAUGACAGCACACGCAAUACCUAUCGCAUCAUCAGUGUGGAUGGAUCAAAGGCUAUCAUCAACAGCACUAUUACUCCCAACAUGACAUUCACAAAGACAUCUCAGAAGUUUGGUCAGUGGUCAGAUGCACGUGCAAACACUGUAUAUGGACUUGGCUUUAACACCGAAGCAGAGCUUGCGAAGUUCAUAGAAAAGUUUAAAGAAGUAAAAGAACUGACACGCCGAGCAGUAGCUACAGAGAAGCCGAGCAGUGAAGUUAACGGAGGAAUUGAUGGUUCACCUCAACCAACCCCUACACGCACAUCACUUCAUCAGCGAACCAACAGCCUGUCUUCCAUACAGACUGACAGCACAAACCUCCAGCAGCGUCGCAAUUCAUUCACCCAAGGCAGCAAUGGUCUUCCGUCCAAUCACUCUGAGGCACAGCUCAAAUAUGAGAAUGACCGGCUCAAACUAGCUCUCGCUCAAAGUUCAGCCAAUGCAAAGAAGUGGGAGGUGGAGCUGACAACCCUAAAAAACAAUAAUGCUCGGCUCACAGCAGCUCUUCAGGAGAGCACUGCCAAUGUAGAAGAGUGGAAGAAGCAGCUGGCCACAUACAAAGAAGAAAAUGCUCGGCUGAGAAAAAAAGUAUUGGAAAAAGAGCAUGAAGGAAAUGUGCAAGAUUCAGAUUCUCAGGCUUUGCAGCAAGAAAUGCAAGCUCUUGGGGAGGAGGCAACUCGUCUAAAAGGAGACAACAAACUGCAUCAGCAGGAGAUUGUUCGGCUGACCAAGCAGUUAGAGGAAAUGACAUCAAGGGAAGCCCUGACAUCAUCGUUUCAAGCCCGCAUACAGAAUCUGGAAGAAGAAAACCACAACCUGAUCCUCAAGCUACAAGAUGUCCAACGCCAGCUGCAGGAAUCUCGCAGUUCUCGAGACACGGACUCUCAGGAGCUGCUGCAGCUGCAGGAAGCAUUGGGGUCAAAAAUCACAGACUUGUACGAACUUCAUGAACAAAUUAUUGCCUCCAUUCGCAAAGAGUCUAACAGCUAGCAAGCAUUUGUUGACAGUCCAGAUACAUUCUCUUUUGUGGCUUCCUGAAGAUAAAGCAUUAUUAUUAUCUACUGCUGCUACUUCAUCUGAUUUUAUACCUCAAAACCCCAGAACGAUCCAGUGAUAUGGUAACACAUUUCAGACCACAGUGAUAUGUCAGGAUAUUUCAAGCACCUUUGGAAAGUGAUAUAUGUUUUUCAGUUAAGAAGACCUGCAUUUGGAUUUUUGUUGUCAUUUAUUUAUUUUAUUUUUUAUUUAUAGGGUUAGAUGCAAUGCUGAAGUGUAUUAAAAAUCUAGAAUGUUUGAAGGCUUGAUUGUCUUUCAUCUAGAGCAUACAAUAUGUUGAGAUGUAAAGAAUGAAACAGUAAAACUGUCCAAACAACGAUUAGAUAUAAAAGGAGCAGAAAUGACAGUAAACAUCUGUGAUACCUUCACAUCUAGAGAGAGCAUCUGUUUUCUGAUGAGAAUUAUACAAUUUAGUGCACAACAGAAGUCAUGAGACUUUUGACGAUACAAGAGAAAGGUACCCUUCUGUACUAUUUGUUCAUGGAAACAUAAUUUCAAGGUUAUUCCUGUGCUUCUUUGGACACAAGUCAACUUUCUGAGCAGCAUGUUUGCACCUAUGCCUUUAGCACCGAAAUGAUGGCUUGCCUGAAUUCAUUUGGGCAGACUGACAGCAUAAAGACAUAAAGACAGUGUGCACAAGCACAAAUUUUAGAUUUACUUGAAUUCUAGGGACCAGGCUUCAAAAUGUCUAGCUUUACAUUCAAGUGGGUGGUGCUGCCAACUUGAAAUUGCUGUCUUUUCACAAAAUCUAGUCAUACAUUUUUAGUGGCUAAAUUAGCCUUUCUGCUUCAAAGUGAAAUGACCUAGGAAAGAAAUGUAGAAAGUUUACUUUCAUAGCAACUAGACUAUGGGACUCAACAGUAUACUCAUAUAGAAUGUGUAUUUUUUGCGUGUGUACUGUAAUGAACAUUAUGCAAGUAAGAUUGCACCCAUGCACAGGAUAGCUUUAAUGUAGUGUUGCAAUUUCCAUUAAGCAUGGUUGUUUACAGCAUGUUGUUUUUUUGGGGUACUCUUGUAAGAAUUGUUCUGUGCAUAAAAGCACCAUUGUUAGCGUUGCUGUUGAAAAGCAUACCAUUGCUGUUUGCGGUCUUGUGUCUUGUCACAGAAAUUAGACUCUGUGAAUGACAAUAUUAUCUAACUGACCACUCGUAGAAAUGCAGUUGAUGAGUACUGCAAUUUUUGGCUGCUACUAGCUGUACAGUGAACAUGUAAAAGUUUUGGUGUUUUGCUGCAGUAUAACCUUUCUGUCCUGAGCAAAAGCUUUCAAUACAUUUCUGUAAUGUGUAUCUAUUGUAGGAGACUUUUUUUUCUGGAGCCGAUUUCAGUGGAUCUUUAAGCGAAAGAAAAGAAGAAGGAAAGUGUUCUAGUUUGGGUUAUAUCUGUUGGUUCACGUUGAAAAGUUUGUUAAUGGUUUGUUGCUAUUUUACCAUAUCAUCUUGGUGAUUUUGCCUUGAGGUUUUCUGAGGGUGUUUUGCUUGAACUUCAGAAUUGUUAUGUCUGUGAUGGCGUUUAGCUAGCUCUGCAGGUGGCAAACAGGAAAUGAAGAAUAUAACUAUUUGAAUCCUGAAAAAAUAUUUCAUAUGAUUUGGUGGACAAGGGCAGAUAGCAGAUUACACAUUUCCAGUAAGAUAUAGAUGUUACACAUAUUUAUUCUUUGCCCAUAUCUCAGCAUGUAUGGUAUAUCAGCAUUAUUCAUUUGAUACUACUGUUGACUAUAUAAGGGUGAAUGGGCUGACAGAAUACUGCUGGAGUGGUUAUAAAUGUUGGAGCUGCUGGAAUAGUCUUCAUAGAAAAGAUGAAGAAAAAGAAGUUGGAAGUCUCCAUCUUUAAAGUUGUGAACAUUGAAAUUUCGACUGUAUGAGUGUGAUUUCUGAUGUAACGCAUUCAAGAAAAAAAUUUUGUGUUAAUUCAUUUGAGAUGGCCAGUACACAAAGUGUAUGUAAAGAUUGCAUGUAAGGAGUUAAAUUUCAAUUCCCUUUUGUUGUGCCUGCUACUCUUGAGCUUUGUCUAAAACCAAGAAAAUACAUUAAGGGUAAAGCUGUAUAUGCUUAUGGUUCAUACAUGAAGGGGCUGAAACUGUCUAUUUGGAGAGUACAAGCAGGCAUGUUAUGAGGCUAAAAUCUUCAUAACUCAGGAUAAUAAGCUUUUUUGUACAUUUCUUGUGCAAUGCAUUUAUUGUACCAUGCAGAAACUUAGAAUUGCCUUGGUGUUAUAUUUGUAUCACUGAUAAUAAUAGACCAGAAAUUCUCCUUGAAUACUGGUUGGCUAAAUGUUGAUCAUUGUUUUGGAGCUGUUAAACAAUUAAGUAUGGUGUAACAGUCACAGAAAAUUGCUUGAUAUGACAGAUGUUUAACCAUUACUAGAUGGCAAAAUGUCAGGAACAAAAUAACACAAAAGUUGAUUGACUGGAUAGAGCUAUUUUAUAGGAUACCAUUCUUGUGAAGGUUGUGCAAGGCACUACAGGUAGGUCUGUCCUCCUGCGCAGUGGAUUGCAAGACCUAAGGAGAGCUGCUGAUGAGACUGACCUCCUCUUCAACAGACUGCAAGAGCCAAGGAGAACAUCAUGUUUAUCACACUUUGGCUUACAUUUUAAGAGUGCAUCUCACGUCCUGCCUAUUGACAACAAUUCUUUGUGUGAAAUCAUUUUCGUUUUUGGAGUGAGCAAUAAAAUGACUUUCGUUUGACUGCCCCAUCUGCCUUUUACAAAGGACAUCAGCACAUUGGCAGCUACACUCAGGAAAACAAGAGGUUCUCGAGGCUCGGUGCUUGGAUGAAGACAGCGUGGGAGUGAUCUGGAACAGCACCCUGACAGGCUGUGAUGAAAUGUUGUCUUUAUUUCCUUCAGUCAGAAUGAACUAUUAUUUCUGCUGGGCUUGAUUAGAUUACUGCUUAGUGGUACAAGAAUACAAGAAGAGGUCACUACAAGAGGUUAGCUACAAGUGAUGCCUGUUGUCUCAUUAAAUGUUCAGUAAACUAAAUAAUGAGACUGACAUAGAGACAUUAGGCUUCUUUGUCUCUGGGUCACGUAUCAAACUGUACCUCUUUGGUGUCAAAACUUGACAAGCUGUUUCAUCUGUUAUCACUACUAGUAUCUUGUUUCUUACCAAGAGAUGACAGGCUGGAGCUGUUGUCAGGACACUGCUUUUUGAUUUCAGUUUCUAUCCUUGGCUUGUAAUGCUGUGUACAGUACUUGGGAAACCAGUUUCUGUGACUGUACAUCUAACUUUGCUCUUUGUGUCAGUGUCUCCACAUUUAAUUCUGCUUUGUGUCAGUGUCAUAGCAUACAUUUCCUCAUGUCUGAUCUUCAUGCAGAACAAUCAAAGCUGCAAUAUCUCUGUGUCUCAGUACCUCAUGUUACUGGCUUGUUUUCGUUUUUGUUUUUUACUCUGACACAUUAUCACAGUGAAAAGGCCAAAACAUACAUUGUCAAACUCCAGCACACACUGUAUCAGCCUCUGUUGAACAGAAUGCAUCAAGUUCUGAGUAGUUUCAUUGAAUUCUUACUAAUACAAAGUGGAUUUUGAUAUUUUCUUUUAAAGUAAUUUGCUCAUGGUUCAACCCUUGCCUGUACAUGUCGCACCCCCUCCCUGCCUGCCAAAGAAAAAUAUUGUGACAGUGGUAGGUAAUGACAUAGCCUGCCAACACCUAAGUCUUCCUUUGUGACAGUCAAAUUGUCAAUCCAGUUCUCACCAUAACUGUGUUAACUGUAUGUGCCAGUCACUUAAGCUGAGCUAACAGACAUAAGGAGGUAUGAAAAUGAAAAAGUGAACGGAAAAAACUGAGAAAGAAAAUAUGUGUGGACGAUUUAUGCCUGUAUUGGGCAGCUGGGGGUUGGGGGAGGAAACUGCAUGAGAAAUGAAAGACAUAUAGUUGAAUGAAAAGGAAAUGAAGUGACUUUGUAUAAAAUACAAGGACAUGAGAUGGUAGUGAAAUAAGAAAUAACCUCAUGUAAGGUGAAGUGUAACUUGACAUGCAGUGUUUGGCUGUACUGUUGAUAUAAAGACUAUAUUGAGUGAGAGCGGUUCUCUCAUGGAACCUGCCUGUUUCUUGCUGGAUACAGAAUAACAGCAUUAAUGCUGAGUGUGUCUGAUAUGUGAGCUGUAGCCAUUAGCUUGUGUACAUACAUUUUGAAAGAAGUGUACAUAGUAACAAAGUGCAUUUGGAUUUAAAUGUUCUACCCAAGUGUAAACUGAUGAACAAAUAUCUAGUACAUUAGUUGCGAGUUUGAUGCUCUGUCAUCAUUCAUGCCAGAUUUUGAAACCUUCUGUUAGAUUUUUUUUAAAGAAGCUGGUUCAGAGCAAGUUCUCUGACCUUUUAUUCUACCUGGGAAUGUGCUAAAUCUAACAUUUAUUUUACUCACAUACAGUUGAAAGUAGGAGCAGAAAUUUGUGAAGUCACCACAGUGACAGCAUUUUGCAUCUUACUACAUACUACAGGACAGUAACCCAGCUGCUUGUAUUAGGAUGAUGCAGUGAGUGUGCUAACAGUCGGUGCAGGGCUUCAUUUUCAUGGUUUGAAAGUAAUUGGCUUAGAUUUUAAUACAAGUGUAACAAUGUAUAACACCUGUUUAGCAUACUAAUGUUAGACUUUGUUCCUUAGCACAUUACUCAUAAAAAUGAAAGUUUUCUCUCUCGAACACAGAGCAGUAAUAGAAAAUUUUGUACUUGUACCAAUCAAAUAGAUGAUGUGAACUGAAACCGUCAGGUUAGAGCAAUUUCAGCAGAUUAGUAAACAGACCAGCUUGAUAUCUCUUUAAUACAUAGUCUACAUACCCUUUGAAUUUCUAAAAUGUGGUCACAUGCAUUUCUUUGGGAAAAUGUGUUGUAAUUUUCAGCAUAUUGCAUGUCAGUUAUCCAUCCAUAUACAGUAUUUUGUUGCAAACCUCUUUAUUGAUAUAUUGAUCUUGUAUAUUUUUAAAAAAAACACCAUUAUAAAUGCAUAUCAGAUAUACAUAUAUUGAAGCACUAUUAUAUUAAUAUAUUGAAACUUUUAUCUCGUUUAUCUAUUUAUAUUUUAACUGUUUAUUGUCAUUCUCACUCAGAUCAAAUUUAUUAGAAUGACAUUGGUCUAUGUCUGUAGUCAUGAAAAUAUAUUGUCAUAAAAACUUUCUAAAUAGGUGAGUUUUCUUGUUGUCAACAUUUCAUUUUGGUUUACUGAAAUUAUUAAUAUACUUGUUAUAAAGCAUUUUUCCUUUGAAUUCUGUCUCUUGAACUGGUUGUUUUGACUUCAAGAUUGUAGCCUCACUACAUAUUAUCAAGGAAGGUAGCAGGAAGUGUAAUAUUUAUUACACAGACCAAAGGUGACAAUUUAUACCCUGUCCAGUCUUGUGCUCUGGGGAUUGGAAUUGUUCCAGAGGACUACUUCAAGCAUACUACUUAUGUGCUAGUUCCUCAUGAACACCAAAUGCAAGCCAUCAGUUAAAGCCAACCACACAGGUGACUUUAGAGAUACUACUUAAUAACUUGCUGUUAAUGAUGACAUAGUGCACUUGCUAUGUAAAUAGGCACCAUGCUGUAGUUAGCAACAGCUGCUUCCCAUGUUCCCUCCAAAGACAUAAAUAAAACAUUGCUUCAUACUUACUGGUUUGUCUCCAUCUUGCAGCUGCUUGUGCAACAUUUGAGCAGCAAUUGCCUUUUCCACUCCACAAGACCAUCACAUCCUCCUAUUUUAUGUCUUUGUGUUGCACUCUUUUGUAAAGCGCUUCCAAGUGAGGAAAUGCGCUGUUUAAGUGCUCUUUGACCAUAAGUUGGAGAAAAGGAUGAAAGCAACUUUUAAUGAGAGGAUUGAUUCUGUAACUGUCCCCAGAACACAGAUCUGAUAUUUCUAACAGAGGGUGAAAUGAUAUUUGUAGGCUUUUUGCUUUGACUUGCAUUGAAGUUAUCAUCUUGAUUGUGUGUCUGUGUCAGAGACAGAAGCGGUGUAUGUUUGUAUGCUUGGACUGGAAAAUGCAUACAUUUAAAUCAGUACAUGCUUCGACUGUGCUAUACAUGUGUUGUUAAUUUGCAAAUCACUACCCUAACCCUGGUUUUUAUUAAGGCAGAUUUUUGUCAGUCGCAAUGGAAUUUGAUAGACUGUUGUUAAUAGAAAAUUGAGAACAAAAUAGAUAUCUCACCACACAAUAUUCUCAUGUAUGUGAUAUGUAUGAGGUAAAGACUAAUAAAGUAUAUUCAUAACACUU
Pomacea canaliculata is the source of this 9123-nucleotide messenger RNA. Its product is annotated as homer protein homolog 2-like. Gene Ontology annotation, molecular function: G protein-coupled glutamate receptor binding. The transcript has 9 exons. Gene Ontology annotation, biological process: regulation of store-operated calcium entry; G protein-coupled glutamate receptor signaling pathway. Gene Ontology annotation, cellular component: plasma membrane; cytoplasm. The record is from RefSeq and is a predicted model, not a curated record. NCBI's taxonomy places the organism in Eukaryota, Metazoa, Mollusca, Gastropoda, Architaenioglossa, Ampullariidae. The coding region runs from base 1566 to 2879 and encodes 437 amino acids.